Molecule: messenger RNA, 2060 nt
Organism: Camelus dromedarius (Arabian camel)
Lineage: Eukaryota; Metazoa; Chordata; Mammalia; Artiodactyla; Camelidae
Gene: RBPMS2
Product: RNA binding protein, mRNA processing factor 2
Exons: 8
Coding region: 280-906 (208 amino acids)
Biological process (GO): negative regulation of smooth muscle cell differentiation
Cellular component (GO): cytoplasm
Molecular function (GO): protein homodimerization activity; mRNA binding
Source: RefSeq, a predicted model, not a curated record
GGCCGCUCCGGCUCCGCUCCGGUUCCCAGUGCCUCCCCUGCCGCACCCCCUCCCCGCCUCCCGCACCCGCCAAACUUGAUGUGACCCCAGCCCGACGCGGCGGCUGCCCCUCUCACCGCACCGCGCGCCCCCCACCGCCACCCCGCCCCGCACCCCCCGGAGCGCACCACUCACCGCGCCCCUUCCCACCUCCUCGCCGGGGCCGGGCGCCGCGCGCCGCGCUCGCCCUCCGCGUUCCCUUCCCCUCGCUACCCCCACCCCCACCCCACCCCCCGCACCAUGAGCAACCUGAAGACGGACGGCGAGCACAGCACCAGCACGGGCACAGGCACGGGCUCGGGCUCCGGCGGCACCCUGGAGGAAGAGGUCCGGACGCUGUUCGUCAGUGGCCUUCCUGUGGACAUUAAACCCAGAGAACUCUACCUGCUCUUCAGGCCGUUCAAGGGGUAUGAAGGGUCCCUGAUCAAGCUCACAUCAAGACAGCCUGUUGGUUUUGUGAUCUUUGACAGCCGGGCAGGAGCAGAAGCAGCCAAGAAUGCACUGAACGGUAUUCGCUUUGAUCCUGAGAACCCGCAGACCCUGAGGCUAGAGUUUGCCAAAGCCAACACCAAGAUGGCCAAGAACAAGCUAAUGGCUACACCAAAUCCCACCAACGCUCACCCCGCCCUAGGAGCACACUUCAUCGCACGGGACCCCUAUGACCUCAUGGGAGCUGCUCUGAUCCCCGCAUCCCCGGAGGCCUGGGCCCCCUACCCUCUCUACACCACAGAGCUGACCCCAGCCAUCUCACACGCUGCGUUCACCUACCCAGCUGCCACUGCCGCCGCCGCCCUCCACGCUCAGGUGCGCUGGUACCCUUCCUCUGAUCCCACCCAGCAAGGAUGGAAAUACCGGCAGUUCUGUUAGUUCUUCAGUCUUGUCACCACAGCUCGAAGCCCCCAGCCCACGGGGGAGGAAGCCGCCCUGAGCUUCCACUGCCCUCAGUCGGCCUGUGCAGAGCGGCUGCUUCCCUCCAAAGACUGUGAAUUUUAAGCCUGACUCAGUGGACUGCUUCCUGUCUCCUUUCUCUCCCCUUCCUCAGCCCUGUCCUGCCCACAAAACCCCUCUCCAAGGCCUCACAGUAGGAUUCAGGGGCCUUCUUGCUGGGACCCCCAGACCCAGCUCGGAGGCCUCACUGGGACUGAGCAAGGCCUGACCUCCAGUCCAAAUUUGCGUCUGAAACUCCACCUCAAAGAAACGAGGCGUUUAAUUUUGCAUGUUUUCUGGCAUGAAUUAAGACACUUAAACUUGUGUGUAUGUGAGUGUACAGUUUGUUCUCACAUUGUGUCGCCAUAGCAACAGGUCCCGGCCACUAAUGGCUCAUCAUUCCGGGUCCCUCUCCCCACACCCCUCCCAGCACCCACCCUGCUUCCCUGAGGACCAAGCCCUACAGCCGGUUCCGCUUGGCGCCCCCCACCCCACCCCACCCCACCCCCCACACUUCCAGGCUGAACAGGAAGGACCACCCAGCCAAGGCAGAGCGUUUUCUUGGUCAUUUCAAAUCGGGGUCCUCCGCUUCCUCCUCCUCAGAUGGGCCAACAACCGAUCAGAACCACCCCCCCUGUUUUGCUUACCUCUCCACGGCGCGCCCCACCCCUGCCAUGGCCCCGCAUUCUUUCCAAACUUCGAAACCAACCAAAAAGUGAAAGUAUUUUUGUACCCUGUGUAACAAAAUAUUUAUGCAUCAUAAAGGAUUUUUUUUGUGUGCGUGUGCAAUUAAUUAUUGAAGAGACCUUGUCCGCCCUGUCAGAGAAGUUUAACGUUCAGUUUGAGGCGUGAAGAGAAAAAGGGUUUCCGUUCUCCAGCAGUGAGCCUUAGCGUCAGCCGUUAGUUUAAGGAAAAUGAAGGAAAAAUUGUGCAAUUUUUUUGUUUCAUGAGCACGUCAGUGCUCUGCCUUUGGCCGCAGCCGUGGCCGUCUUGCCGUUUUCAGACGUGGGAGACGAGGUGGCUGUUGUAAUUGCUGAUCCUGUGAGAAUGUGAAACUGGAUAAUAUAUGAAAUGCAAAAUAAAAAAAAAAAAUC